CCGCUUCGUUGGAUUGAUCCAUGCUAACAGAGUUCCUUUGUUGUGAUUAGCCGUUUAGCGGUUGUGUUUCUUCUCUAAUAACUCAUACUGAUUAAGUCGCUGCUGUGAAACUAUAGAGAAUGAGUGGCGGAGUCUAUGGAGGCGAUGAGGUGGGAGCUUUGGUGUUCGACAUUGGCUCUUAUUCUGUAAGAGCUGGCUAUGCAGGAGAAGACUGUCCCAAGGCGGACUUCCCCACAGUGAUAGGUGUGACUCUUGACCGAGAGGAUGGCAGCACGCCCAUGGAGACGGAUGGAGACAAGAGCAAACAAAGUGGUACCACCUACUACAUCGACACCAAUCAGCUGAGGGUACCUCGAGAGAGCAUGGAGGUCAUGUCUCCGCUUAAGAAUGGCAUGAUUGAGGACUGGGACAGUUUUCAGGCCAUUUUGGAUCACACAUACAAAAUGCAUUUCAAGUCUGAACCCAGCCUGCAUCCUGUGCUCAUGUCAGAAGCAUCGUGGAACACACGAGCAAAAAGAGAGAAGCUAACAGAGUUGAUGUUUGAGCAUUACAACAUUCCCGCCUUCUUCCUCUGCAAAUCAGCGGUGUUGUCUGCCUUUGCCAAUGGGCGGUCAACAGGUUUGGUCCUGGACAGUGGAGCCACACACACCACAGCAAUUCCAGUGCAUGAUGGCUACGUCCUGCAGCAAGGCAUCGUCAAGUCGCCCCUGGCUGGAGACUUCAUGAGCAUGCAGUGCAGGGAGCUGUUUCAAGAGUUAAAUGUUGAAAUAAUCCCUCCAUACAUGAUUGCAUCAAAGGAUUCAGUGCGGGAGGGAUCUCCAGCCAGCUGGAAGAAAAAGGAGAAACUACCUCAAGUCACUCGUUCUUGGCACAACUACAUGUGUAAUUGUGUAAUCCAGGACUUCCAGGCAUCUGUGCUGCAGGUGUCAGACUCACCAUAUGAUGAGCAGGUUGCUGCACAGAUGCCCACAGUUCACUAUGAGCUCCCCAACGGCUACAACUGUGACUUCGGAGCCGAGAGGCUGAAGAUCCCAGAAGGGCUGUUUGACCCUUCUAAUGCUAAGGGCCUGUCUGGAAACACCAUGUUAGGUGUCGGCCACGUGGUGACAACCAGUGUGGGAAUGUGUGAUAUUGAUAUACGACCAGGUCUAUAUGGCAGUGUGGUGGUGACUGGUGGAAACACGCUCAUUCAGGGUUUCACUGACCGGCUGAACAGAGAGUUGUCCCAGAAAACCCCUCCGAGCAUGAGGCUGAAGCUGAUAGCAAACAACACUACAGUGGAGCGCCGGUUCAGUGCAUGGAUUGGAGGAUCCAUCCUGGCAUCACUUGGAACCUUCCAGCAGAUGUGGAUCUCCAAACAGGAAUAUGAGGAGGGAGGAAAGCAGUGCGUGGACAGGAAGUGUCCUUGAUUUGCCACCCAACCUCACCAUCAUCAUCAAGCUUUCACCUCUGACCCGGACUCAGGAACACCUCACUCUCAAUUUUUACAAUUUGCAUUUAAAUGAGUUUGUCCUUAUGUCUGUCUGGGAUUUUCUGUAGAAAUCAAACAUCUACAAUUUAACAGUGUCUGCCUUAUCUGUAAAGGGUUGAUUGUUUGGUGGAAACAAGACCAGAAUGACAGAGAAUAAAACAAUGUAUGAAACAGAAAAUUUGUUGCGCAAGACUUCUGCAGAAUACUGACAGAGUAAACUAAUCUGAGUGUACUUAAGAGGAGUAAACUUUCAGUUUGGGUUGAAAAUUUUCUUUUGUUCAUAAGUCUGUUUUUCUGUGUAGUGAGUGGACUCCUCAUAGGCAAAGGCCCUGAUCCAUGUUCCUGUGCCUACUGAUUUGUUGGCUCUCAAGUCUGUAUUUAAUUUUCACUCUUGCUUGUCAUUGGCUAUGUGGUCUUUUAAAAAUAAAGUCAUUUUUUGUUAAAUGA
This is a messenger RNA of Mugil cephalus (flathead mullet), 1918 nucleotides long. RefSeq names its product actin-like 6A (gene actl6a). The coding region runs from base 120 to 1409 and encodes 429 amino acids. Gene Ontology annotation, biological process: nervous system development; regulation of transcription by RNA polymerase II. The transcript has 14 exons. Gene Ontology annotation, cellular component: SWI/SNF complex; NuA4 histone acetyltransferase complex. The record is from RefSeq and is a predicted model, not a curated record. NCBI's taxonomy places the organism in Eukaryota, Metazoa, Chordata, Actinopteri, Mugiliformes, Mugilidae. Gene Ontology annotation, molecular function: chromatin binding.